Messenger RNA from Budorcas taxicolor (takin), 321 nucleotides. Its product is annotated as glutaredoxin-1-like. Bases 1 to 321 code for a protein of 106 amino acids. NCBI's taxonomy places the organism in Eukaryota, Metazoa, Chordata, Mammalia, Artiodactyla, Bovidae. The transcript has a single exon. The record is from RefSeq and is a predicted model, not a curated record.
AUGGCUCAAGCAUUUGUGAACAGCAAGAUCCAGCCUGGGAAGGUGGUCAUGUUCAUCAAGCCCACCUACCCCUACUGCAGAAGGACGCAGGAGUUCCUCAGCCAACUUCCCUUCAAACAAGGGCCUUUGGAAUUUGCCGAUAUCACAGCCAACGGUAACAUCAACGAAAUUCAAGAUUACCUGGAACAGCUCACAGGAGCCAGAACAGUACCUCGGGUCUUCAUUGGUAAAGAGUACAUAGGUGGAUGCAUUGAUCUAGUAAAUAUGCAUGAGAGACAGGUACUGCUGACAUGGCUAAAGCAAAUUGGACCUCUGCAAUAA